CGCCUCUACUCACAGGCAACAUGUUGAUCACUUGACCGGCUAGAACAUUGGUUGCUGCUCCACCAACUUCAACCCACCCAUUAGAGGUAACCCAAAAUCUCAUCAACCCACCAUCGCACGGUUACAUUCAUCGGAAUUCGGAAAGCUGCGCCGGCAAAAUUUUCGAACCCACCCCCCUGCCAUUCAUAUCUUCAAUCUGAAACUAUGGCAUCUCACACCAUUGAUCUUCACAAACGAGUGCACACGAUCAUUAAUCUCGAUAAAUGCUAUGUGGAUUGGAAUAGUACAAUGAUGUGCGGCAUCUCUGAUGAUACCUCGGCCCAGAUUUCACCGUCCCGUGAUGAUGAGCUUAAGAUCCGAUACAUACAGUACAAGAUAACGGAGCACACUUUGUCACCAAAUAGUGAUGCUUGUUCUCAAGAAGAUUGGAUGCUCCCCCCUACAACUAAGGUCAUUACAGUGCGUCGUUCGGAGUUAAACAACUUCGAUUCUGCUAGCAUCAUGCAAUCCUCUUCAGGGCGUAUGAUCGUAGAUUUUAUUAAUACUCAUUAUCCUCCUCAAGAGAAAGAAGACAUCCCCAAUGUUCUGGCAAGAAUAAUUGAUGUCGUUCAAAACUGCACUCCCUUGGUCCCUAAUGACUUCAUUGACGUGCGGCGAAUUGAAGGGCUGGAAAUAAUGCAUCAAAUGGAUGAUCAAGUGACUGAAGACUACUUAUGUCAUCACUUUGCUACCAAAAGUGGGACAUGUUCUAUUUGUUUGGAUGACUUUGAGGUUGGGCGCAACACUAGUCGACUGCCUUGCUUGCAUGUUUUUCAUGGUCCUUGCAUUUUUCAGUGGCUGGAGAAGAAUCAUUCUUGUCCCAUUUGCUGGUAUACUUUGGACUCUAAAUAUGCACCGUGGUUCAAUGCAUGACACACAUCCAGCUCUUUGCAUUCAGUCAUUUGAGCUCGCUUGGUUCAGUGAUUACGGAACUUCUCUUCUGUAAUAGCUGUGACAGUAUUUAAGAUAUAAAAUUUGUCUCAUUGUUUUCCAUUCCAUGUAAAGUUUCUGAAAUCAGUUGUG
Molecule: messenger RNA, 1062 nt
Organism: Argentina anserina (silverweed cinquefoil)
Lineage: Eukaryota; Viridiplantae; Streptophyta; Magnoliopsida; Rosales; Rosaceae
Exons: 2
Coding region: 205-912 (235 amino acids)
Source: RefSeq, a predicted model, not a curated record